Molecule: messenger RNA, 35811 nt
Organism: Podarcis lilfordi (Lilford's wall lizard)
Lineage: Eukaryota; Metazoa; Chordata; Lepidosauria; Squamata; Lacertidae
Source: the annotation of a GenBank genome assembly
GCCCGUGACGUUGAGCGUCCGCAGCUUUAAAAGCCCCAGCCCCGCCCUCUCAUUUCUGGCGUACUGAUUUAGAAAGGAGGGAGAGGGUAGAGAAGGAGAGGACUGAUCCCAUUGGUUCUUAGGAGCGUUCUACUCCCUUGGCUCUCCGAGGCUCCUCCCGCCCGCGGGGACCGGAAGGGACGUCGCGCGGAGGGGCGGGGCUCCCGGCGCCUGUAACGCGGAAGCGCGCUGUGAGGAGACGAGAGGGAGGAGGAGGAGGAGGAGAGGCGAGAGAGCGGGCUGAGCGAAGGUCCAGCUUUGGGCCGCCGCCGCCGCGUCGCUCCUCAAGGACCCGGGGCUGAGGCUGUGUGAGGGGCGGGGGGCGCCGCCAACCGCCGCCCCCGAGCCUUCCCACCCCAGCCGGGGGAGCCUGCCAUGAAUGUGGACGUGGAGUUCCACAUUCGCCACAACUACCCCUGGGCCCGCCUCCCCGCCAGCGUCAAGCAGGUACGGACUGACCCCUCCCGGCACCUGUAGAAAAGCGGCUCCCUAUUAUAACUGACCCCUCUGGCUUCCCGUACCCCGCCAAUGGCCAUCACUUUCGCUUCCCCUUCUGGGUAGCAGGAGCUCCGUGGGAUCUCGCUUCAGAGCGAGACGGGGGCGGGCAAUGGACCCAACUUGGGACAAGCCCAUUGAUUUCAGUGGGUCUGCUCUCCAGUAAAAGCGGGGUCAGAUAGGUGACUUCAGGCUCCUCAGGCUCCGUUUUCGUGCUUUGCUAAAAAGUCCGAGGUUCCGCCAAGGGCGAAGGCUUGAGCCCCCUGCUAAGCCCAUUCGGGUUUUUUAUGUUUUGAGCAGCAGAACUUGAACCCAGCUCUCUUCUGCUCCCGAGGCUAGUGGGUUUCAUGUUACAGUGGCACCUUGGGUUACAGACGCUUCAGGUUACAGACUCCGCUAACCCAGAAAUAGCACCUCGGGUUAAGAACUUUGCUUCAGGAUGAGAACAGAAAUCAUGCAGCAGCGGCAGCAGGAGGCCCCAUUAGCUGAAGUGGUACUCCAGGUUAAGAACAGUUUCAGGUUAAGUACGGACCUCCGGAACGAAUUACGUACUUAACCCAAGGUACCACUGUACCGCUGCUGCGCGAUUUCUGUUCUUAUCCUGAAGCAAAGUUCUUAACCUGAAGCACUAUUUCUGGGUUAGCGGAGUCUGUAACCUGAAGUGUAUUUAACCUGAAGCGUAUUUAACCUGAAGCGUAUUUAACCUGAAGCGUAUUUAACCCGAGGUACCACUGUACAAGCAAAGGAAUUCCUACUAAACAUCAGGGUGGGGACUUUUGGACAGUGGAACAAACUCCCAGGUGAGGUGGUAGGUUCUGCUUCCUUGGAGGUUUUUUAAGCAGAGAUUGGAUGGCCAUCUGUCAUGUAUGAUUUAGUUGAGUUCCUGCAUUGCAGGGGGUUGGACUAGAUGACCCUCGUGGAACCUUCCAGCUCCACAUUUCUGUGAUUCUAAGUCCAUUGCUAGUUACCCCAACGUUUAAUUCAUUUCAGCAGUGUAGUGGGGGAAUGGGGAGCGGGCUGAUCUACUUCAAAUUACCCUUUUCACACCUGGUGUGUAGAAACUUUUUCCUCCCAGGUACUUGUUUGUUCAUUUGUUAGUUAGCUAAAAUCAUCUCUGCACUACUGUCUUUCACGUGGAUGCAACAUUGCAAUAGGAGCCAACUUCUAGGGGCUGUGGGGGUUUCGACCUCCACGAUAAAAUAUUUGAGGGGGCCGGACCCCACCAAGUUGUUGGGCAUUCCCAUUUAAAUGGUGUGUGUGCACUGUGUCAUGUGAAUGAUUAUGCGUGGCAAGACUUAUCUGGCCUCCCCCCAGUAUUUAUUCAAGUUGGCCCCUGUACAUCUGUAUCCAAUAUACAUUCAUAAUGUUAGAUGUGCCACAAAAUGCAGUAAAUAAAACAACCCGAUAAGACUAAAAUGCUAACUUUUCUUCACCAUUUUCUCCUCUUCCCCAGUAUUAGGACAGGUACUGCCAAGUCAAUGUUUGUUGUCAAGCUUGUUGAACUUUGGCCCACCCUCACCUGCUCAAACUUCUGCAACUUUUCAGGGCCAGCCAACCACAUUUUUCCUGCAGGCAGUUGUAUGCAUAUUGUGAUUAAUUUGAACAUGGGGGUUAACAGAAGGCAGAUGAGGAUCUACAGCACUAGUAGAUCUUUUGCAGUAGAUCUGAAAGUGUUUCCUUUCGUCGUUUUUUGUAGAAAAUUUCACUGGUACAGUGGUGCCUCGCAAGACGAAAUUAAUUCGUUCCGCGGGUUUUGUCGUCUUGCGAUUUUUUUCGUCUUGCGAAGCACGGUGUCUGGAAAGUUUUGGAAAAGCUUCAAAACUCACCAAAGUCUUUAAAAACCUCAAAAAAGGCUACCACACCGCGUUCUAUGAGUUGCUCCUCGAAGUCAAGUCGCAACUGUAUUAACGGUGUUAAGAAAAAGGAAACAAACUUGCAAGACGUUUCCAUCUUGUGAAGCAAGCCCAUAGGGAAAAUCGUCUUGCGAAGCAGCUCAAAAAAGAAAAAACCCUUUCGUCUAGCGAGUUUUUUGUCUUGCGAGGCAUUCGUCUUGCGAGGUACCACUGUAUUGUAAUAAAAUGGCAUUGAUCAACCUCAUCAAAACCUGUAGUGUAUUACAGUGCAUGCAUACGUCAAUCACAUAAGAAGGAAAACUGAGCGGAGACAUUGUCAAAUAAUUGAAUCAGUGGAUGCAUUGCCAAGGCUUGAACUAUCUGUGACAUAGCCCCUCCCUAAGUGAGCAUGUGUGGCUGGAGGUCUGAUAUUACUUCUAUUUUACCUAGGUAAUAUAUGGGAACCAUGCCAAUAUGGAAUUUUCCAUUCUUCAUUUUUUAAAGCAUUUGCAACAACAAGGCUCUAAAUUAGGUUGCUGAAGUGAAGAAACCUUGGAGAGGAAAGGUAGAAGUGGAUUUUUGUGUGAAAGUGCAGUGAACUCCAUUCAAAUGCUAAAAGCAAAUUUCUGGUGCGUGCUGAGGGACAACCUGUUCCUUGAUUUUUAGUGCAUGUUCAGUACCCCCCUGUAGCUGACCCCAGUUGGUUGGGUUGACAUAGGAUUUUGAGCAUUUGUUUUAAGUUUUAUUCAAAGUAAACGCAUUGAAAUUAAUGAGCAUUACUGAGUUAGGUCCAUUAAUUUCAGUUGGUCUGAUCUGAGUUGCUUAGUUGAAUAGCAAGGUUCUGAAGUCUGCACCGUGCUGUAGUCUAAUGCUAUUAUUCUGUUGUACCUGUUUAUUUUAAUUCAAGCUUUCCUCCAGAGAGAUCGGGAGGCACAUUUUUUUUCUUCAGGAAUGUCCUAUGACGUAGGCUAGUGCAGUGUUUUUCAACCACUGUUCUGCGGCACACUAGUGUGCCGUGAGAUGUUGCCUGGUGUGCCAUGGGAAAAAUUGAAAAAUUCGAAAGAUUAAAAAAACAAUAAUCAAAUUUUCGCCCACUAGGCAGGCGCCGGACUGUGUCCUGGGUAUGGGGGGGGUUUGACCCCACCCUCGGCCAGCAGGGGCGCCGAUUGGCGCUCCUCAGGGGGACACCCUCCACUUUUCUGAUGUCCGGGCUGUGAUUGGUCCAGACUCCAGCCUGGACCUAUCACAGUAGGACAUCAUCUUCUGACUUCCUUCCCGCCCGAGCACAGUGUGCGCAGCAGCGGAGAGAAGAAGACGUCGCGACUCGAGUCACCAGGAGGACCGGAGAAGUUGUCAUUUUAUUUCUCUUCAGUCUCCACUGAAUGCCUUGACUGGGUUAGGGACCCUUAUAAGUCAGCAUCAGUUGGUGGAAAGGACAUGACUUUACAGGAGCAGGAGGAACUAACUGAACUGAGACAAAAUCGUGGUUUCAAGCUAAGAUUUGCUGAUCUACCUUUGGACAGUUUUUGGUUGGAUACUGCCAAGGAGUUCCCCUUCUGGCAAACAAAGCUAUUUUGACAUUGCUCCCAUUUUCCACUACAUAUCUGUGUGAGAUGAGCUUUUCAAGCAUGAUUGCUAUAAAAACUAAAUACAGAGAGAGACUGAGAGCUGUUGACGAAGAGCUACGUAUGUGUCUUUCUUCGAUUCGAGCCAGAAUAUCAGCUUUGUGUUCAGCCAAACAGGCCCAGGUUGCACACUGAAUAAAGUAUUUUAUAAUUUUUUAUAUUUCUGUUUACUUACUAUUUCAUAAUAAAGUAAUUAUAAAAUACUUUCUUUGUGUUUAUUUGAUUCCUAUUCAAGAGAAUUACUUUAUAUAUAGUCAAUAUAGGCACAGAGUUAAUUUUUUUAACAUUUUCUAAUGGUGGUGUGCCUCAUGAUUUUUUUCAUGAAACAAGUGUGCCUUUGCCCAAAAAAGGCUGAAAAACACUGGGCUAGUGAACACCCACAGGAAGUGAAGAAUUGAAGAUGUGUGUGUGUGUGUGGUCUAGGGCAACACUCGAAUUGCUUUACACUGGUUUUUAUGAGACUAAGCAGCAUAUGAACAUAUGAAGUUGUCUUGUGAUAUAGAGCCUUAGCGCAUCCAGCUCUGUAUUUUCCUUUUGAUUGGCUAGCAGCCGUUUCCCAAAUUUUUCCAGGCCAUCUUGCUGGAGGUGUUUUUAACUUGUGAUGCCAGUGGCUGAACAUGUGAGCUUAUUUCUGCUAAACAUGGGAUCUUCCACUGAGCUACAGUAUGCCUCUGACCUACCUCAAAAGCCACACAUAGGAAAACAUUGUUAUCUAUCACUUGCAAUUUGCCUGAAAUGUUUGAUAUGCUGUAUGGAGAUUAAAAUACGAAGCAAUCUGCCCAGAUACUCACAAUCUUACAGGCACAAUACAAAAGGAAAAAGCAGUGGUGUGGAAAGUUCAAAUACCAAUUAUGUGAGGGCAAAGCAGCACUCUUCCCAUGUCACAUUAGGGUAGGAAUGAGGAAGCUGUAGCUCUCCAGGUGUUGCUCAAUCCCAACUCCCAUCAGUCCCAACCAGUGUGACCAUUGGUCAGGGAUGAUUGGUGUUUUAGUCUAGUAAUAUCUGGAGGACCACAGGUUCUCUAGUCCUGCAUUAGGGAAAUGAUGGUGUAUUAAGGCCAUAGGCACCUGCACAAAUCUGGUGGUGGGGUGGUCCCUUCUGUGUCUCGUUUGCCAGUCCCCGGCAGGCUAGUAGAUUCUUUUUCCAGGCUGAUCACUUUUUGUGGGCUUAUUUACAAAGCUAAUGUACUUCUUAGUUUCUUGCAGGAGCUUUGUAUUGGUUUGUGUUGGUUAAUUAUCCGUAGAACUACAAAAGCACCACUUUUAUGUGUAUAGGUCAGAUGAUUCAUGGUCUAAGCCAAGUUGCUUGAUAAAACUCUUGAAGGGUAAUCUUAUAGUUCAACUUUCAGAAAGGCUGAGCUGUAAAUUUACCUAUUGGGCUGAGGAUCAACAACUGGUCCAGCAUUCAAGAUCGACUAGGAUGAGGAGGUUAGGACCCAGCACAUCUGCAGCUGAGCUGGCUUAACUCCCUCAUCCUUGGCUCAGAUGUAGGUAUGUGAGCUGAUCCUGGCUCAGCCAGGCCUCAAUUACCUGAGCCAAGCCCAGCAGAUCUUAAUCCAGUGUAAACCCUGGAAAAGGAAUGUUCUGUGUGUGGGAGCAGAAAGGGAAGAUCCUAAGCCUGUGCAACUCUGUCAUGUGACUUGGCAUAAGUUAAGAUGGUAGAAAGGGUGGUACAACUCUAAACACUAGUUUAAAGGCUUGUUUUUUCUCUGCUAGGCCUAGGCUGACUCAGCCAGCGGUAGCCCGACUGCUGACUGGAGUGUGGAUCUGGUGUAACUUUACACCACGUUAAAUUACACCAGUCUGUUCUACGUCAGCUUCUUGUGUACAGGAUUGCUCCCUUACUCAUUUCGUUAAAUUUCUAUGCUUUGUCUCGUAGGGGCUUGGAAACUCACAGCGAGACUAUGAAAAGCAGGUUGUGCUCUAUAGUAUUCGCAAUCAGCUACGGUACCGAAAUAACUUAGGUGAGUAGAGAAACAGAGUGGGGGAAAGGGCUUUUGAAAACAGAUAUUGUCAUAUGUAACAGCUACAUCUGAGAAACCUGUCCUCAGCUGGAAUUCAGUAAAAUUGUACUACCACUACUGGUCAUUUUUGUAUUAAUAAACACUUUAAAGUGCCAAGAAAAAUAAGAAGGGAAUUAUCAGGGGAAAGGGGGACACCGAUGAGAUGGAUGAACAGGGCAGCUUCAGGAAGUGUCUGGAAGAUUGCAUAGGGCCAUUCCCCAUGCCACAGACUGCCCAGCAGCCCCAUACGAGCUUAUUCCAAGUUCUUUAUUCCAAAAUGGACAUACAGUGGUACCUCGGGUUACGUACGUUUCAGGUUACAUAUGCUUCAGGUUACAGACUCCGCUAGCCCAGAAAUAGUACCUCGGGUGAAGAACUUUGCUUCAGGAUGAGAACAGAAAUCGUGCGGCGGCAGUGGGAGGCCCCAUUAGCUAAAGUGGUGCUUCAGGUUAAGAACAGUUUCAGGUUAAGAACGGACCUCCGGAACGAAUUAAGUACUUAACCCGAGGUACCACUGUACUUGAAGAGCUUUGCUAGUUGGCUGCCUUCUUUUUCAGACUGGAUUGUUGGGAACUAACUCGGUAUCAAAUAAUGAUAUUGCAUUUGCAAUAGGAAUAGUAUAUGGCAUAGGAUGUCCUCUUUUGUGCCAUGAAGUGCAGCAUACUUGAAUAGCUUCCUCUCUUUGCGUUCUCCCUCCCCCUUUUGUGUGGAUACACAGAGCAUGCUCCAAAUCUCUGCGCAAAUGGAGCUUCAGGUUUGCUCUGGAACCUGUCCCAAGUUCACACCCCGUGAAAUUCUUAGCAUUUCUAACUGAUUUGUGGAGACUGUUGCUACAACCUGCUGACCCUUCUUUACUCUCCCAGUCAAGCAUGUCAAAAAAGAUGAGCGCAGAUACUACGAGGAACUGUUGAAAUACAGCAGAGAGCACCUCAUGUUAUACCCAUACCACUUGUCUGACAUCAUGGUGAAAGGCUUGAGGAUAACCCCCUUUUCGUAUUACACAGGAAUAAUGGAGGUGAGUUUAGAUAAAUGCUUAAACAAGGCAUUUUGUGCGUCCCAGGAGUUUGUGGCAUUUCAGUGUAACAUGAUCCCUGCCAGCUGGAGUCACAUGCCCAUUAUUGUUAGCUUUCUGCCAGGCUGCUGUUGGUAAUCAGCGGCAGGAAACGCAGUCACCAUUUGCAGUGGCAUUUUGGGCUUGCAGCCAAAUUACUCUGAUGAAGGAGCUUGCAAACUUCUAUUCAGAGAAAGCAGCAAACAGCGCUUGAGUCACCUCUCAACAUAUGGGAGAAACAAUGUGUAGCGUGGUGCAGAUUUGAUUGAUAAUUGCUGGUAAUGUGUAGUUUGUGCCCUGCUGCUUCUAGUGAGAGUUUUGCCACUGAAUUCCACAAAAAUAGGCCAUCUUUGCCUCCAUCCUUGGACUGCAGUAGAGCACACUUGGUUAGUGGUAUUGCUAAAGCAGCAUUUUGCAUGGAGCAAGUGGAGCUGCUGUUAUAUUUAUUAUCUCCAGUCCUUCAGUGAGCUCAGGGAGGUGAUUUAUUCUUGGUCUGCCGUUCUUCAAAUGCAUUUCCAUUACAACCUUUUGCUACGCUGCAAGGUGACUGGGUCUAGGAUUACCCUAAAGACCUUUAAAGAUACCACAGAAGAGAAUAAUCCAUUAGUCCUGUCUCUUUCUGUUGCUGGUGAUGGCUGUUCCUGUAGCAUCUAAUGUCUUGGCUACAGUAUAUCUACCAUAAUCACCAAACUGGAAUAAUCCCAGAGCUGGUGCAUAAUGGGUACAUGUUUUCAUAUUCACCCAUGAAGUUUACUGGGUGACUUUGGGCAAGCCCUCCCAAGGUGUUUGCGAAGAUGAAAUAGAAAGGGGAAAACCUAUGCACACUAUGUCCUUGGAACACCGAUAGAGAUCCGUUGAAAUUUAUGCAGGGCAGCUCCAAAAUCAGUGGCGUGAGGAUCGUGAGGUUCACAUGCCUCCUGUGCCUCAAUCCAGCAAUCGGUUCUGAGCAUGGGACCUGUGCCAUUGUAGAGAUGGAUCACUACAAUUCCACCCCCAUUUUUCACUCUCUCUGCUCCCCCUCCCGUCUCCAAAUGUAUUUUGGUGAGGGAAGCCCUGAAAUGCAUUACUGUUGUGUUCACAUCAUUUUUCUCAGUUGAAAUGAAUAGGACACACUCUGUGCAUAUCUAGAUCUGGUUGUAGUUUUUCCUAAAAUCUACUUCAUUUUGUGCAUCUUAUUUUAGAUCCUUGAGUUAGAAUUUUGUUUUCCCUAGGUUACAUCCAAUAGACUUCCAUUUCCUCUCCUUUCCCCUCCCCGGCAAGCAAGCAAACAAACCAAACAAACAAGCUAAUGGAAAAACACAAAGCCUCCAUAAACUGGGGUUUGGGUGCAAAGUAGUUUUCAAAUAUUUACUGAUGUAGCAUCAGUGCACAGUUGUGAAAUGAAGAAGUACAGUGAGUCAAGCUGACACUGCAACUUUUCCUUUUCCUUUGUAAAGGAUAUAAUGAACAGUGAAAAAAGCUACGAUUGUUUGCCCAACUUUACUGCUGCAGACUGUAAGUAUAAGAUUUCAUUCUGCUUCCACAAGCUAAACAAAUUUCCAUUUGGAAAACAUGUUUUAAGAAAGUCUAGUUUUAAAAGCACAGCUGCAUGACAAUUCCUUUUUGAAGUUGUAAUGUUUGUUUAAUUGUGGGGGUUACAUGCCUGAUGUUUGAAAAGAGAACAAAAAAAAUACUGAUAAAAAAAAUUACCCCAAACCAGUUAUGGAAAUAAAACACUAACCCACAAGUUAAGCAUGUCCUUUUCUAAUAAUUACUUGUUGCCUCAGCAAUAGGCCAUAAGAAUUGCAUUUACAUAACUUAAAAUUGUUCCACUUUACCCAUUUAGCAGUGCAGCACAUUAGCUUUAACAGAGAUAGCUGUUGGCACAGUAAUUCUUGAGAGUAAAUGAACCAGUGUGUAAAUUAUAAUGUCUUUAUCCUUCCCAUUAACUUGGUUUUCUGAAUUGCUGGUCUUUCAGCUACAGGAGGGAGACAGUGAUAACUUCUGAUGACUUGCUCACUUCUGAGGCUACCCAUCUUCCAGUUGUCACUUUUGACACUGUUAUUACAGAGGCAGACCAAAUGGUGACAUAAAUAACCCCUUCUUGCUGCGCCAAAUGCAGAUCUAAAGCCCACAGUUCCAAUACAACUGCUAAGAGAGCGAUCCUAUACACAAGACACAUUAAACAAGCUGACGUUAAGUUACGCCAGAUCCACCUGCCCUUCAAGAGGAAGACUACUUCUGGCUGAGCUGGCCCAAGUCUGUCAGAGGAAGAACAGGAUUUAAAAUAGUAUUUGAUUUACACUACCCUUUUUGCCAGAACACAAGGCUGAGUUGCACAGAGUCAGGGUCCAUCUUAAGUCCCCCACCGCACCCCAUCCUGCCUCCACCAUGCCCCCACAACACCUUCCUUUUUUAGGGCCUACACUAGCUUCGACUCAGGCUGAGCCAGGAUGAGCAAGUUCAUGCUGCUUUUCUGGGGCUGGGGACUUUAUGCCAGCUGAGCAUGACUGAGCUGGCGACCUCUGCAUCCUAAACUGCUCAUCCUGGCAUAUCUUGCCAUAGGUGUGGCCCCUAAGAUUAUGGGUUGCCUUUGAUAAAAACGGUAACAAGGGCAUGCAUUGUCUGAAACCUCAGGGCUGCAUAGGGCUUAAGAGGAAGCAAUUUAUGUUUCCAGGUAAUCUAAUAAUGUUUCCAUUUGUGAGGGUGCUUUGGAUGGAAUUUCAUGGCAUCUUUCCAGUCAAGGAUGAAAUUAUUUAAGGCUAAAACUGUAUGAUACAAAUGUGUGAUAAGAGGAUAGCUCAGGACAAUAUGCAUGCUUGUAGAAAAUACAUGAAAAUUAUUUAGAUGUAUAUUUUUCUUUAUAAAAUCAUUUAAAUGCCCGAUUGGGGGGCGUAACACAUCCAAGAUGACUCACAGUACUAUAGAAGUGCAACAGAGUUAUUAAAAAGGCCAGUUAAAAACCAGUUGGAAGAAAAAAAUAACUGAUUUAAGAAAAGAUGCUUUGAAAAAGGUCAUGUUUUAAAACCUUUUAAAAAAUCUGUGGUGUGGAUAUUAAAGGGGAGGACAAUAAUCUGGGGGCCACCACGUAAUAGGCCCUGUCUCUUGUGCCUGCCCGGAUGAGAAUAUCCAAUUGAAUAGCAAGUGGCAGGCUUCAAAUUCAUCUUUUCAUACAUGAUGCAUCUACCAGCCUUUCUGAAAAUUCUGCUGUUUGUCUGCAAAGCAACAUAUGAAAGCAGUACUAUGCAAUAAUGUUCCUUUGGCUCAGACUAGUUUUAUAACUCUGUUUUGAGGGACUUAAAAACUUCCUUUCCCCCCCAGGCCUGAGACUUCUUGGCAUAGGAAGAAACCAGUACAUUGACCUAAUGAACCAGUGUAGAUCAUCCAAAGUAGGUGUUCACGGUUCCCCUCCCUCCUCUCUUCAAUGUGAUCUAAUAUUUGGACCAAGUUUGGUUUUCCAAAGUGUGGGUUGCAGCCCUAGCAGAAAAAUUAACUAGUCGUAUACUGAGGGGAGCAAAACCCAGUGGCACCUUCCAUAAUCUUCGUAAUUUGGCAUAAUGGGUCGUUUGUGCCACUGAUCUCCAAAAACCCUUCUGGAUUGCCUUAGUCUCAAGCUUAACAUCCUCUGUAAUAGAAAAUGGUACACAGUGUAUAAAAAAUGUUAUUUCCGGGUGCCGGAGGAUAUGCAUCAUAAAUAUGCACUUACCUUGCUUCAGAAGCUGGGAGAGCCCAAAGAAGAGCCUCUGUUGAAGAGAUGAGUACGCAGGAAAUGCAGGCGGGGAAAAGCCAGCCUUUGGUCCUCCGGAUGUCAUUGGACUCAAACUCCUAUUAGCUCCUGUUCAUGUGGUGAAAGGUCAGGGAUGACCUUUGUGUCCCUAGUGUCCAGCAUCAUCUAUGGAGCCACAGAUUCCCCAUCCCUGAUUUAAGGCUUUAGCAUUAGCACUUUUAAGCUGUGCUCUGAAAGGACCCAGUUGAAUUGGGACUGGCAAAAGCUGCUGUAUUCUGAGCUAACCUGUUUUCAAGCAGUUUUAAAAGGCAGUUGUGUCCCAUGUAUAACAUAUUGCAGUACAGUGGUACCUCGCAAGACGAAUGCCUCGCAAGACGGAAAACUCGCAAAACGAAAGGGUUUUUGGUUUUUUGAGUUGCUUCGCAAGACGAUUUUCCCUAUGGGCUUGCUUCGCAAGACGGAAACGUCUUGCAAGUUUGUUUCCUUUUCUUAAAACCGUUAAUACAGUUGCGACUUGACUUCGAGGAGCAACUCAUAGCACGCAGUGUGGUAGCCUUUUUUGAGGUUUUUGAAGACUUUGGUGAUUUUUGAAGCUUUUCCAAAACUUUUCCGACACCGUGCUUCGCAAGACGAAAAAAACCGCAAGACGAAGAAACUUGCGGAACGAAUUAAUUUCAUCUUGCGAGGCACCACUGUAAUUUGUUCUGGACGUUACCAGAGAGCCAGCGUGGUAUAGUGGUUAAGAGCGGUGGACUUGUAAUCUGGUGAACUGGGUUCGCUUCCCCGCUCCUUCACAUGCAGCUGCUGGGUGACCUUGGGCUAGUCUCUCAACCCCACACACCUCACAGAGUGUUUGUUGUGGGGGAGGAAGGGAAAAGGAGAUUAUUAGCCACUUUGAGACUCCUUAAGGGGAGUGAAAGGCAGGGUAUCAAGUCCAAACUCUUCUUCUUCUUCUUCAGAGUCAUUAAAUGGAUGUUCUGCAGGCUUUCAAUGCCAAGCCAUCAUAUCGUCUCAUUCAGUGUAUCCCUGUUCUGUGUGCGUGAUACAUGGAAAGUAAAUAGCAAGCGGUUCUCACCUGAGUUUGCAGGAUGUGAUGAAACAUAGCGGAAGAAAGCAACCCUCUAGAAAUGUUAAUCUAAGGGCAUUGAGGUCUUUAUAGAGCAAAAGCAAAUCCAUGAAUUAUGUCCAGAGAUUUAUGUGCAGCUGCUUAGAGUUGGCAUUAUAAACAGCAAUCACUGAGUGCCUGGCAUCCAUUACAUGUCUAGAGUUGUGUCAUCAGUCGUGGCAUCCUUACCCUAGAGUGCAUUAUGUGAGCUUAACCUUGAUAUUGCAGAAAUGCAAAUAACUGUUUUUUUUUAAAAACCAAAACUUUCCCCUCCCCUGGAGUGUGUGUGUGUGUGUGUGUGUGUGAGAGAGAGAGAGAGAGAGAGAGAGAGAGAAAGAAAUACAAGCAAAAAACAGAACUGAAACAUCUUUCUAGAAUCUAAGUCUUAAUUUUAUCCUGCAUAUUUUUUUAUAAAAAAGCACUGAAAGAGUCUGUAAAUUUAUUGCACAACCUGUUUCUCAGGAUUAAUGAUGAAAAGUGGCACAGUUCCCCUCCCCAUGCUUGUUAUAGUACGUUGUUUGAGAGGGUUAAAGACCUGAGUGUGCCAUAUCCAGAAAUAUGAGCACUUGUUAGUUACUUCUGCUUUAUAAUAAUUUGGUUACUUCCUUGUUGUCUCUCACGAAUGGACUGUACCCCUUCAGAAAUUCUUCAGAAGGAAAACUGCCCGUGAUCUGCUACCCACGAAGCCAGUUGAGAUUGCAAUAGAGCCAUGGUGGGUGGUACAAGCUGGUUACAUCACAGAGGACGACAUAAAGGUAUCUUCACACAAAAACCCAAAAAUUAAUCAGUCUGCAUAAAUGUCAGGCAGAAAUCCUGUACACAAUUACUUGGGAGUAAAUCCAUUUGAACACAGUGGAAAUUGUUGUCACUUAGUUAUGUCUGACUCUUCGUGACCCCAUGGACCAGAGCACGCCAGGCACUUCUGUCUUCCACUGCCUCCCACAGUUUGGUCAAACUCAUGCUGGUAGCUUCGAGAACACCGUCCAACCAUCUCUGUCGUCCCCUUCUCCUUGUGCCCUCCAUCUUUCCCAACAUCAGGGUCUUUUCCAGGGCAGCGGAAAUUACUUCUGAGUAAAUUUGUUUAGGAUCCCAUUUCAGGUUAUAUACUUUCGCUUCACCCUCUAAAUCAGGAAUGUGUAAAUACUUACUGCCACUAUCACAAGAAGUUCUUGCGUCAAAGGUAUUUCACAGUUACUUUGCAGUUACUGCACUUACAGUAUUUACAGAAAAUGAAUCGUUGCUUUAUAUUUUCAGUGUGUGAUGCUAGCUGUGGCAGUCAAAACAGCAUCCAACAUAAGGGCAAGUAGGACUCCUUAAGUGUUUAUGGAAAAUGACACAUAAUACUGUGUGGGUUGUUAUACUUCAUCAUUGUCAAACUUUUCAGUCUGAAAGCUGCAUGGACUAAUAAAGAUCUGUCAGUUACUCCAAAUGUGUGAUUUAAUAUGUACCUUUCUCUCUAGAUUUGCACUACCUCUGAAAAAUCUGCUAUCGAUAAGAUAAUCGAUUCAGGUCCUCAGCUUGCUGGAUCUCUGGAUUACAGUAUAGUUCACAGUGAGUUUUGCUUUGUUUUGUUAAACAGAAGAGUAAUAAGAUAUGCCUGAGGUUAUACUUCCGACAGUGGCUAGAAUCCAAGCAACUUUUGCAAGGGAUUCACACUAAAGCAGUGAAAUUUUUGCUUUUUGUUACUAGAAAUAUGCUAUGCUGUAUCACAAAAUUUCAAAAGUAGUUUUGUCAUGUGGAAUUGGGAGUAGUUUCAUAAGUUGCCUGAAUCCUGACCAGUGUAACUUCUCUCGAGCCCUGAACAUUUUUUAUUUCCUCCCACCCGUGCAAAGCUGCGAUCAUGUUAGUUAAAUGCACAUAAAUUGCAAGUUACUUGUAUAACACAUGUCGUGAAUACUUCUCAUGCAGUUUUGUGGCACAUGCUUAGCUUCUAUAGUGCUCUCUAUGCGUAAUGGUAUAAUGUUAAGUUUGAUGGGGUUUUUGUGUUUUUUGUAUAGUGACAUUGUUUUUCUUUCUGUAGGCUUAUAUAAUAAAGGCUUUAUUUACCUUGAUGUACCAAUAUCGGAUGACAGUUGUAUAGCAGGUAAGUGUGGAGUCACUACUUUCAGAACAAAGGGUGCUAUAUGUUCAGGAGUGGAUUGAAUAGCAAAGUUGUGACAAAGGAGGAGUUGGAGUGUGGAUUAAAAUGGGACUGUGUGUAAGAUGAGGGUUGUAGUGAUGGUUAAAAGUACAAAUUUCUAUUUGUUUUGCCACAAUAAAAAUGCAAAAUAAGAUUAAAUGGCAGCACUUUUGUAGGUACCUCAGAUGUAGACCUUGGUGGUUAAAAGGGAUUUAAAGUGUGACAUGUCUGGUAGAUGUAAAGGUAAAGAGACGGUUGUUAAGUCCAGUCAUGGACGACUCUGGGGUUGCGGCGCUCAUCUUGCUUUACUGGGCAAGGGAGCCAGCGUUUGUCUGCAGACAGCUUCCGGGUCACAUGGCCAGCAUGACUAAACCACUUCUGGUGAACCAGAGCAGCACAUGGAAAUGCCGUUUACCUUCCCACCAGAGCGGUACCUAUUUAUCUACUUGCACUUUGAUGUGCUUUCGAACUGCUAGGUGGGCAGGAGCAGGGACCGAGCAACGGGAGCUCACCCCGUCGUGGGGAUUCAAACCGCCGACCUUCUGAUCGGCAAGCCCUAAGCUCUGUGGUUUAGACCACAGAUGUACGGGACCAUAAAAUUCCUGUUUUAUAAAAUGUAAUUUGAAAGAUCAAAGUAUCUCAUUAGCUUGGUGUGAGUCUCUGUUCUCUAGGUCAGAUUUCUUCGAGAGAGAGAUGCAGGAAUAAACAUUUUAAUGCUGAUAAUUAAUAAGCAAAGAUAGGGCCGGACCCCUUUUUUUACAACUAAAUUAUAUCCUUCAAUCACAACCUUAAACAUGGCUUCUCUUUUCAGUUCCCCCACUUGAAGGUUUCGUUAUGAACAGAGUGCAGGGUGACUAUUUUGAAACCUUGUUGUACAAGAUAUUUGUUUCAAUAGAUGAACACACAAACGUGGCCGAGGUAAGUCAUUGUUUCAACAUUUCUCUGUGCCCUGCUUCCAGGCAUCUGUCAGGAAAAUACAUGCUAAAUUAACUUCAUGCGAACUCUCCACAUAAGGGGGGAUUGGGAUUAUGUCUUGGCUAACUCCUUGGGACCUGUACCUAAAGCUUAGCGCUCAUAUGUCUCACUUGUGCAGGUGGCAGGAGGUUGUGCAGAUGAACGCAUUGGAUUUGAUUUUUGAGAAUUACCGGUAACCUUUUGCCUUCUAUCCUUUCAGCUUGCAAAUGUCCUGGAGAUAGAUCUGUCAUUAGUGAAGGUAGGCCUCCUGUGUUGCUGCUUAAAGCGUGUGUGUGUGGAGGUGGGGCAACCCUUCGUUGCACACAUGUUUUAUCUCUUUUGAAAUUGUGAAACAAGAAUGCAAAGUGCUGAUUUGCAAAUGUUGUCUUCACUUUAGAAUGCUGUCUCCAUGUAUUGCCGGUUAGGGUUUGCCCACAAAAAGGGCCAAGUAAUAAAUCUGGACAAUCUUCAUGCAUCCUGGCGGAAUGUCCCAUCAAUAAACAGGCUGAAGUAAGUAUGUGUUCUGCCAACAACAGGCCUGCUGCCUGAAACAAGCUUCCCAAAGAGCACAUCCUUGGGGAUCCUGCCCUCUUCCAUUCUGUAGACGUGACCAAGCCAGCAUAGAUGUCGCUGCGACAGGAGUUGUGAACAUGCUGGGAAAGAGGGCUUAGGAGAGCACAUUGUUGCUUGAGACUGUGCCCCACUUUGUGAUGCCCAACAGAUGUGCAUAUCGUUAGGACCUCAAUAUCGGUGUGUCUUGUGAGUUGUACUAUUUAAGAAAGUCAGGAUAGUCGUGUGCAUAUACACAACUGGGAAUAAAUACAAUUGAAUUUAGUGGCCCUUAACUUUUCAAUAGGGACACAGGUGGCGCUGUAGGUUGAACCACUGAGCCUAGGGCUUGCUGAUCAGAAGGUCAGUGGUUCGAAUCCCUGCGACAGAGUGAGCUCCCGUUGUUCAGUCCCAGCUCCUGCCAACCUAGCAGUUCAAAAGCACGUAGUGCAAGUAGAUAAAUAGGUACCGCUCCGGCGGGAAGGUAAACGGCGUUUCUGUGUGCUGCUCUGGUUUCACCAGAAGCGGCUUAGUCAUGCUGGCCACAUGACCCGGAAGCUGUACACCGGCUCCCUCGGCCAAUAAAGCGAGAUGAGCGCCGCAACCCCAGAGUCGGUCAUGACUGGACCUAACGGUCAGGGGUCCCUUUACCUUUACUAACUUUUCAAUAGCCUUGCUUAUUAUUAGCUAAAAGCCACCGGUCCUUGUCAAAAUAGCUUAUUAAAAUAAUAAUGUGACAGCCUCACUGAUUAAAGCUGGAAUAUAAAGCCUAAGAUCCAUGACUCAAACCAGUUUAUAUUUGCUCAGAUUCUGGGGACUUCCCUGGUCACAACCUGCUUUCAAAUAGUGCUUCUUCCCAGGGUCACAGCAUCAGAGUUGCCAGGGCUUGAGAGAGGGAUGUUCUUACUUACGGACUCAUGUUCUGCUGGUGCUUCUGGUCUGGCUGCUGAGGGAAACAAGAAGCUGGACUAGAUAGGCUGUUGGUCUGAGCCACCAGGUCUUUUCUUAUUACCCUUGUUCCCAUUCUUAGAACUACUUUGGAUCCACAGAAGAUGCUGCUGUCCUGGGAGAGCUCAGAAAGCAGGAGUCCUGUACAAGAGGCGGGGUCAUCUGCUACAGAUACCGACACAAACAGCCAAGAUGAUCCAGGUGAGCUGUUGAGCAAGUGGUUGCCGAUCUAAUAAUUUUGUGUGCAUUGCAGCGCAUUCCUUUUUAUGUUCUGUAAAGGUCAGUGCCUGUCAUUCACUACUGUGGCAUUCUGUGGUCUGAAUCGUGGGCUAGAACUAGGCUACACAUUAAAACAUUUGCUUGAAAAAGCAGCUUGCUCUGCAUGUGGAGAAUCUUUAAGGCCCCUCUUCCAAUUGGCUUGUCCCUGCAAGCAAGGAAAUCUAGAAGGGGUAUAAGUGGGAAGAAUUCCCCCUGUCCCACAUGCAAGAAAGGAAGAGCCACUGAGCUGAGUUGGAAAAGAACCAACAAGGGUUCUUUGUUGAUUUUUAUAGAGAUAUCAUUCAGCAUUCAUUUUUAUCGUUUUGAGGUGUACGGCUUUAUUCCUCUGUUAAAAGAUGUGCGUUUGUAGAUUAAAGCUUUGCAGAAGGGAAAUAUCCUAGCUAUGUGCAUAAGCUGCAAACAUUGUUCAGAUGUUUUUGGUGAACCGUUCUGGGGUAUCAAAGGUGACCUGCCCCAGCAUGAUUUCAUCAAAAGCCCACGGCAUAAAUAAAAUCCCUGUCCCGUUUGAAUGUGGCCAGAGUUGUUCAUGGAUCUUUGAGAUGGUGAGGUUUUUUCCACUCAUAAGUAGUCGGUUGCCUGACAUUAGGUUAGCAAGCCUCUCUGUAACAUCACAGUAGUUUAGCCAAUAGCACCCAUGGGGACUGCACCACUUCAGGCCUUUCUCAGAUACUUCUGAUGUCUCUGGAGGUGGCACACUGGCAGAUGUAGCAGAAGCCCGCUGCUAAAUAAGAGAAGGUCAGCUGAUGACGUCAAGUGACCCUGGGCAAGCUAAGGUGUCAAAGGUUCAAGAGGAGGGCAGACUCAAUGACAGACACAAUGGCCUGAUUUGCACAUCCUGCUAAGCCAAACCAUGGCUUAGUGCAGGGGUCGGCAAAGUUUUUGUGGCUUGGGCUGGUUCACGGUCCCACAGAUGCCACGGUGGGCUGGAGUGCGGGCGCGGAGGAGGCAUGUGCAGCUUCCCAUUGGCUGCAGGAUCUUCCUGUAGCCAAUGGGAAACCGGCCAGAGUCAUGGAAGGUGGUCCCCGCUCUGCUCCGCACCGGUUUAGCGCAGUGCACAGGAGCCUUCCGAGCGGGCAGCAGGUGUCCCCGAGAAGGCGGAAGUCCUUGGGCCGGUUAAAUGACCCCCAUGGGCUGCUUGUGGCCCAUGGGCCUUAGGUUGCUGACCCCUGGCUUAGUGUGAGGAUAAGAUCAGGGCCGGCUUUGUUCUUCCUUGGUCAUUUUGCUGCUGAGCAAAGCUUAGCGUUUCAUCCAAACCUGGGUUUGUGGGUCAGCACUCUUCAGGCUAACAAUGGGUUUUAACCAAGUUUGGUUAUCAGUUUACAACUCAUGGUUUGCCCAGGAGAGCUGAUUUACAGGCCUGAGUUUGGAGGACACGCUAAGCAAAACCAUGGCUUACCUCAGCUCAUCACAUCAGCUAAAGGAGUGGAGAGGAGAGGUGCAACCACAGUCUUAGCAAUGAUGUACAAAGCAGGCCAGCAUGUUGCACCGUUGUCAAAACUAUUUAAGAUGGCAAAUCUCUGUGUGUGUUUGCUUCCUUAGCUGAUACUGCCAGUGUGAGCAGCUUGAGUCUGUCCGGUGGGCACACAAAGCGCAUAGCCUUCCUGUUUGAUUCAACCCUCACUGCCUUUUUAAUGAUGGGGAAUCUCUCACCGGUAAGUUUCUUAGCUUCUCAAUAUCUAAGUGUUAAAAUUCUUUAAAAUAUUCUUUUAGGUUUUUUGAUAAAAACUUUUUUAAAAGCAAGUUUUUAGAUAAGUUCUUUGCCAAAAUGAUAACUACAGUCAUUUUUUUAUAUAUAUAUAUGUAUAAAAAAGAGUCCUGACUUGCAGGAAGGGAACGCAAGGGGGGUGUAGUCUGUAUUCCUACAUCUUCAUUGUGAACGCUUAUUGCAUACUGGAUAGAUUCCUAAUAAUUCAGAACUCAAGGUUAUGCAAUUUUACCUUCCUUUCAGAAUUUGAAAAGUCAUGCAGUCACCAUGUUUGAAGUUGGGAAGUUGUCAGACGAGUCUCUGGACAGUUUUCUUGUAGAACUUGAAAAGGUAAAUAAUGGUUUGUUAUUGUUAAAACAGCGUAGUAGUCAACGCAACCUUUUGCAUGAGCAGUCAGGCUAUAUAUAGUUUAGUUGGUACCAUCUUGCAUUAAAGGCUUUAGUAAAAAGGUAAAGGACCCCUGGACAGUUGGGUGCAGUCCAAGGCGACUAUGGGGUGUGGCGCUCCUCUCGCUUUCAGGCCGAGGGAGACAGCUUUCCAGGUCUCGUGGGCAGCAUGACUAAACUGCUUGUGGCUUUCUAUUUAUUAAAGGCUUCACAGUUACAGCACAAAUGCAUUCAGAUUUGAAAGAGACAUUUAACGUUAACCUCCAAAAUAACUUAUAUGUUGGAGGCGUCUUUUUCUUAUGAGCAAAAGUUUGAACUUGGUCAGUUCACCUGGAGCCACAUAAGUCACUUAAGGGGCUGGAUGCAGCCCAUAGCCCAUUGCUGAGCAGUCUCCCAUAAGACAUUGCUUCCUUCCCACCCUCUUGCUUUUAGUAAGUGUGGCUCAUCUGAUCAUUCAAAUUGAAGAAAAAUAGAUUAGAAGCUUCAGUCAUUACUCUUUGUAUGAUUACAUUGUGAAAUGGUGUUUUCCUUCUGCUAUGGCCUGCACAUAACAUUUGUUUAAACUCUGUAUAGGGUAUCAAAUGUAUACACAUAAUUAUGUACAGAAAACUGACCUACAGAUAGUUUACCAAAGCUAUUGAAAAUAUUAUAUUCAUCGUUUCCUUUUUUUUAAUAGUGAAGAUAACACACAAGUACUAGAAAAUAUAAUCACAUUUAUUCAUCUGACAUGUAAAUAUUUUUUUCUUUUGAGGAUCAGAGCAGCUGCAUGGUCAUAAAUGUUGAGUUAGGAAUGUUUUGUCAUAUCUUAAUUCAAUUUUCUAUGUCAAUAGUAUUUGCACAAACAGCUCAUGCAAAGUACUUUUUUGUUGUUGUUCCCUUAUUUAGGUUCAGAGCACAGGAGAGGGUGAAGCACAAAGAUACUUUGAUCACGCACUUACCCUGCGAAACACUAUACUGUUUCUGAGGCACAAUAAGGACCUAGUGGCUCAAGUUACACAGCCUGAACAACCCAAUAAUGGUACAGUGAAGACAUGCUUUUAUUUUACGUGUUCUGUACUUUUUACUCUAAUGACACACUUUCACCAGGUUUGAAAACGUGCUCCAAACAUGUACUUAUAAGUAUAACCCCUUUGGGAACAGAGGUCCCAUUGUCCAUUAUUAGCUGUUUUAGGCUGCUAAACAUCAAGCUUGGCAUGCUGUUAUCGUUGCAAUAGCCCCUGUAGUCAGAAGUGUACUCUGUAUAAGGCCAGUUAAGAAUCUAGGCGACUGAGAAGUCAUCUCAUUAAACAAAGUCAACCUGACUUAUUUAUAAACCUACGCAAGUUCUAGUGUUUGCAGGUAAACAUAUUGGAAAGCAUUGUCCAAAGAGAUGCAUUAAUUUAUGCAUCAAUGUUCUAAGCACAUAGUGUUUGCGUUAAAGUUUAAGAGUAGAUCCCAGGUGUUGGUUAUAGCAGUCACAGGAGAAAGAAAGAAAAAGUGCUUUAUUUCUUUUUCAUUCCCACCAUCAGAUGAUAGCAACCUUCCUCUACCCUGUUACAUUCAGCGAGCACCACUAGCAUUUUUUGGACCCUUUGCUUUCCACCUUGCAACUGCCAACUUUCUCCCUUCUCCCUAUUUCCCUCUCUUUCUUGGUCCAGAAGCACCAGUAACUCAGAAAGGCACUUGAGACAAUAUGUAUUCCAUCUAAUCUGUAGGUCAUCGCACGCUGCUCAGGGGUAUACAUCGCAAAAUUCAUGCACCUUUAACUGCAUGGGUGAUACAAUAUCUUGAACCAGCCCUGCACCAUCUUUUUGGCCAGAGCCAUGUUAUUUUUUUUAUUUUUUUAUUUAUUCAUUAAGUUUUUCACAAUUAUAACAAAUAUAACAUAGAAAAAAGAAAAGAAAACACACAAGAGAAAACACAUUACAAUACUAAAAAAGAAAAACAAAAAAAAUUAAACACAUAUCACUUGAAAAACCCAAUUUAUCUUACAUUGUUAAUUGACUUCCUCGAAUCCCUCCCUUCUGAAUUUCAUUGUAUCCACAUAUAACAGCUCUCCAAUAUCAUUCUUCAGUUAAAAUUAUUUCCAACAAUUAACUAUCUUCUUCUCUUUUCUUACUGUUCUAAAUCCAACUUACUUACAGUUGAGUCGUAUUUUAAUCCUAGACCUGUUUGGUACUUUCAAGUGACUUCUAAUUAUUUAUAUUACAAUAUUUAGUUAAAUAGUCCUUAAAUUUCUUCCAAUCUUCUUGAUAUUCCUCUUCUUUCUGGUCGUGGAUUCUUCCUGUCAGGUCGGCUAGCUCCAAAAAGUCCAACAUCUUCAUCUGCCAUUCUUCCACCAUUGGGAUUUCUUGGGAUUUCCAAUCAGAGCCAUGUUAUUUUGGGAGAAUGCAGCAGCUGUAAUUCCCUUUAGCUGUAAGCAUUCAGCCCCCUCCGGACCAUCAUUUUCCUGCAGGGCUGAACAAACAUAGUCUGCGUGUUUGUACAUCUCUCGAGUUAAUUUUGUUUUAAUGGGGAAAGAAUUUAUCUUGCUUUGUCAGUUUUUUUACCCCUUUAAAACAUUCAUCAGUGUGUGCAGUCACCUAGAUCCAGUUGAGUCCUAUCAAAAACUGUCAGAUUCCCAGGCAACAGCAUUUAAAAGUAUACAUAGAAUAAAAAAGAUACAGAGCAGGAACCCCAGUUAUUGUGGAGGACUCUUCACUACCAAUUCACUCUUAUCAGUGGGUAAAGUGUCUUUUGAUCAUUUGAGAGGGUUGGGGGAACAGGACAUGAACUAAUACUCUCAAGAUAAUGAAUUGCUUAAAUAAGCCUUCACUUGUCACAGUAUCUACAGCUCAUUUUGGAGGGUGAAUACUAUUUAUGUAGCUUCCAGCUGCUUAUGCGGUUGGUUUACUUUUGAAGUUGACCUUGCACAGUUGGUUUAUGCCCCCUGGAGAAGCUUAAAAGACAUUCAUCUUUUUAGACUUGAGUAUGCUUUAAAUUUCCUAAAUCAUGUUGGAUAGUGUUCUUGAAUUGGGUACUAUGGUUUAAAAUUGGCAAAGGCUAAGGAAUGUAGUAGGGACGCGGGAGGUGCUGUGGGUUAAACCACAGAGCCUCUUGGGCUUGCCGAUCAGAAGGUCGGCGGUUCGAAUCCCCGCGAAGGAGUGAGCUCCCAUUGCUCGGUCCCCGCUCUGGCAGGAAGGUAAAUGGCAUUUCCGUGUGCUGCUCUGGUUCACCAGAAGCAGCUUAGUCAUGCUGGCCACAUGACCCGGAAGCUGUACGCCGGCUCCCUCGGCCAAUAAAGCGAGAUGAGCGCCGCAACCCCAGAAUCGGCCACGACUGGACCUAAUGGUCAGGGGUCCCUUUACCUUUUUAAGGAAUGUAGUGCUGUAAAUCCAUAUGUCCUAUUCAAAAUGGGAUUUCUUGUGACCAGCAUUUACCGUAUUUUUCGCCCUAUAGGACGCACUUUUUCCCCUCCAAAAAUGAAGGGGAAUUGUGUGUGCAUCCCCCCCCCCAAAAAAAAACUAGGUGCGCCCUAUGGGCCGGUGCGCCCUAUGGGGCGAAAAAUACGGUAUAUGCUAGUUUGAGCCUGAGAAAAGAAUAGUAUAGAAUAAAAUUUCCUUCACCGAAUAUAUAGGAGCUCGAACAGACCAAAGGCCAAUUUAGUCCAGCAUCCUGUUCUCUCUGCAGCCAGCCAGAUGCCUAUGGGAAGCCCAAAAUCAGGCCAUGAGCGAAGCAGUGCCCUUUCUCAGCUGCUGGUAUUCAGAGGCACCCUACCUCCCAUAGUGGAGGCGGAACAUAGCGAUUGUGGCUAGUAGCCACUGAAAGCCUAAAACUUCUUGAGUUUGGAGAACAGCCAUUGCUAAGCAGUAGACCAUCUGCUUUGCAUGCAGAAGGUGCACAGCAUUGUAGGCAAUGCUGGUCCAAUGGCCUGAUUUCCUGGUUCCUAAUUUGGCUAAUUCUGUUUUAAAUCUGUCCAAGCUGGUGGCUAUCCCUGCAUCUUGUGGCAGCAAAUUCCAUAGUUUAACAGCUCACUGAAUGAAGAAGUAUAGAUGCAUUUGCCUUUAAUCUCCCUAUAGAUCCAGUGCAGUGUAGUGGUUAAGAGCGGUAGACUUGUAAUCUGGGGAACCAGGUUCGCAUCUCCGCUCCUCCACAUGCAGCUGCUGGGUGACCUUGGGCUAGCCACACUUCUCUGAAGUCUCUCAGCCCCACUCACCUCACAGAGUGUUUGUUGUGGGGGAGGAAGGGAAAGGAGAAUGUUAGCCGCUUUGAGACUCCUUCAGGUAGUGAUAAAACAGGAUAUCAAAUCCAAACUCUUCUUCUACUUCUUUUUCUUCUAUGUUCAGCUUCACUGAGUGUGGUGCUGAUAACACCAAGGUUGCAGGUUCAAUCCCUGUAUGGGACAGCUGCAUUUUCCUGCAUUUCAGGGGGUUGGACAAUCCUCAGAACUCUACUGUUCUAUGAUUCUAUGACCCCAGGUUCUAACUCUGUGUGUGUGUGUGUGUGUGUGUGUGUGUGAGAGAGAGAGAGAGAGAGUUUUCUCCCAGUUUCUCCACACAGUGAACAAUUUUAUGCGCCUCUAUCAUUUCCACCUUUUUUUCUUUUCUCUCUUUCUUUUUUUUUAAAAAACAAAAUCCCCAAGUGUUAUAACCUUUCCACAUAGAGGAGCCGCUCCAGCCCCUUGAUCAUUCUUGGUUGCCCAUUUCUGAAAUGUAUCCAUGGUUGGUAUCCAAAGAACUGCCCAGUAAGUGAACAGCGGUUCAAGAAAUUCAGAUACAGAGAAUCACAUACCCAUGGAGAGUCUGUAUUUAUAUUUAUUGAACAGCUGUCUCCUUGGUCCCCCAUAGUCAGAACCCCUUCAGAGCAGAGGGGCAGUUCAAAAGCAGUUGUGGAAGGAGAUCCUGCUAUUCAAAGGAAGGCAAAGUAAAUAAAUAAAACUUGCAUGAAAUAAGUCUUUGGUUCAACGGUUAUUUCCUUUUGACAUGUAACUUUCCUUGUGGCUAGUGGUAUGCAUCAAAGCUGAUUUACCAUGGGGUAGGUGGCAUACACAGUGCCUUCCGUAUGGUUAUGGACUCCGGUUUCCAUCAUUCCUGACCAUGCUGGCUAGGAGUGAUAGGAGUUGUAGUCUGACAACAUCUGGAGGGCACCAUCUUGCCUACCCCUCCCUAGCUGAUAGCAUCUUUAAGUUGUUGUGUUGAGAUUUUAUCUAGGAAGAGAGAAGAGACCCGUCUAAAUCUGUAUUUUUCCUCCCCCUUCCUGUACCCCUUUCAGUUGUACAUGUUCGUUCUCUAUCUGUAUUCCAAGUGUCUUUGACAUCGUUGAUGUAGGUUUCCCUCUGGAUUUGCUGCGCUGCGAAAGCUUGCUUGGCUUGGACCCUGCUACCUGCAGCAGAGUUUUGAACAAAAACUACACACUGCUGGUCUCCAUGGCACCUCUCACCAACGAAAUCCGACCCAUCAGUAGCUGCACACCCCAGGUAAGAGAGGAAAUCUCCCCAGAAAUGAAAUGGGAGGGUUACUUCCUGUGUGACGCUUUGCUUUUAGUAUUUACGGAAGGCUUUUGGUCAGCAGUGUGCAUGCACUCUUUAUCUGUGUUUCUGCUUUUCUUCCAAAAAGUUGACUUUAUUGCUUUUGCAUGGCUUUAUCCAACUAACCCUCCACAGCUGGAAGACAGCCCCUUCUGUUUGCAGAGGGGUCUGGGGUCUGGCAGAGUCUCUCUCCCCCCACUCCCCAGAGCACAGGGCUGGAACAGCAUUUUAUUUUAUUUUCGCCGGACUCCCCUUCCCCUUGCACCACCAUGCACUAACAUUCCUUACUGCUUCAGAGAGUCCCCAAGCUCUGCAUGGCAGAUCUUUGAGCAGCAAAAGUGGUGCAAGGGGAAGAGAACGUCAGAAGUUUCCUUCUACCCUGCUCCUGCCAACCUAGCAGUUCGAAAGCACCUCAAAGUGCAAGUAGAUAAAUAGGUACCACUCCAGGCGGGAAGGUAAACGGCGUUUCCGUGCGCUGCUCUGGUUCGCCAGAAGCGGCUUAGUCAUGCUGGCCACAUGACCUGAAAGCUCACCCCGUCGCGGGGAUUCGAACCGCUGACCUUCUGAUCGGCAAGUCCUAGGCCCUGUGGUUCAACCCACAGUGCCACCCACGUCCCCAAUGAGUCUGUAGGAAGUGCUUAAAAGGCUUUUCUAAAAAAGAAAAGAUACUGCGAGCUUUACACCCAAACCGUGGCUCUGCCAUGCUGCAAGGGGUUUGGAUGCAGCAGAGGUCUCCAUCCAGUUCUGCCCAGCGCUGCUGGUUUCUGCUGGCAGGGAAGCCCCACUGGUGAGGAGUCACCAACAUGCCUUCCCAAAUGCUUUUCUGCUUCUUAAUAUUAGUCAGGAGUGAAACUGCAGUUGCUGUUAUAGAAGAAGCCCUGUUACUGCAAAUCAAGUUUAUAACAGCAACGUUCGUCUUAUUCUUGCUUCAGUGGGUGCCUUUUUCAUCUUUCCCUAGCAUAUUGGACCAGCUAUUCCAGAAGUCAGUUCCGUAUGGUUCAAGCUCUACAUUUAUCACAUUACUGGGCAAGGGCCUCCGUCCCUGUUGUUAUCUAAAGGAACAAGACUCCGAAAACUUCCAGAUAUAUUUCAGGUAAGCAUUACGUAUUUGGAGGGAAUGAGAGUCUUCUGUAAUGGUAUUAAUUCUGGAGUUGUCGCUCCUUUGGCCUUUGCAUAUAACACCUGAAGCUGCUGGUUUCAGCAAGGUAAACAAACAAACCCCUGUGUUGCAAAAUAUGAGCCAGCAAUAUCAAAAGCAACACGAUGGUCAGAAACAAUUACAAUGUGAAAAACAUUAUAGGAAUAAUCACAUGAGCACUGUUCCAGAGUAUUUUUCAUUCUCAUGUAUAUUAUAUCUAUUUGAAAAAAGAUUGGUUAAUGAAGAAAUUACAUAUCUUUCUACUUUACGAGUGUUGAACUAAUUGGCUGAUGAAGAAUUCAGAGUUCAGAGUUGGACAUCAGAAUUGGACAUUUGCUGAGUAUACAAAGCUUCACAGCUUGUUCUCCGCCGGGUAAAAUCUGGCACCGUGAUUCAUUCAAGGACUUUCAGAGACUUCAGUUUGUUAGUUUUGAUGUUUUCAUUAUUCCUAUAAAGUUUUUCACAUUGUAAUUGUUUCUGGCCAGCGUGUUGCUUUUGAUAUUGCUGGUUUCAGCAAGGUAAGCUGUCUCACUGGAAAUGUGGGCAAUCUUAAUUCUGGGGUAUAGGCCUUUGGUCAUGUUCCACUCUUGGGUUCAGAUCAGUGUUUUGUAUAAAUAGCUCUAGAGCAGGCAUAGGCAAACUCGGCCCGCCAGAUGUUUUGGGACUACAACUCCCAUCAUCCCUAGCUAUCAGGACCAGUGGUCGGGGGUGGUGGGAGUUGUAGUCCCAAAACAUCUGGAGGGCCGAGUUGGCCUAUGCCUGCUCUAGAGAGCUGAGAUGGCUCAGUCAGCAGAGCAUGAGACUCCCAACAGCAUCUAGGGGGCCACAGGUUCUGGUGUUAAUAGGUAAUACAGACAUGUAGAUAACAAAUUGCCUCUAGAUUAAUUGAAAAGCAUGUGUGCCAAUAAAUGAGUACAAAUAGGAUGAUUGCAUUACUUUUCAGAUUUUUGAAACAAUUCAACUUGCACAAAUAAGAUUUGGGGUAUUUCUUUUUUUCCUACCAGCAGAAAAACUAAACCCCUUAAUUCAGGCUGAAAAGAGAGCUUGAAAAGCAAAGCCAGAUGGAUGCAGACAGUGGAGGACUUUGCUCUUGCUGCAACUCUAUAGACCUUUCAGUCUUAAUCUGACAGCUGUGUCUUCACUUCUACUCCCUAGGGCUAUGACCGCUUACUAAUAACAUCUUGGGGGCAUGACCCAGGAGUCGUCCCAACUUCCAAUGUGCUCACCAUGCUGAAUGAUGCUUUAACCCAUUCUGCUGUUCUGAUUCAGGUAAGGAACAACUUGUAUAAAUAUGAAACUUCUGAUAUUUCUGCUGGACCAGAGAGUUGCGGAGGAUGUGGCAGAAAAGGAGUGAGAAUUAAAGCUAGUUUGCAUAAUAUACAGAUGUCCAGUGGUGGCUGGAAGAUGGCUAAUUUAAUGCAGUUUCUUAUUUGAGGUGCUUGUAAUUAACUCUUGGAAUAUGAGAACAGACUGUAUUGUGAUGGCCUGUGGCUCAGAUGAUUUUUUUAGACCAGACUUAGCCAGCCUGGUAACCUCCCAGAUGUUGUUGGAUUCCAUCACCUAUCUUCUCCCCUUCCCCUUCCCCUGACUCCCAAUUCUUGAUCGUAUUUCUCAAGAAAAAGUAUCCUAUCUUGAAACCAUACUGGGAUUUUGUCCUUACUAUUAAAGGAACCUUGAUCUUACUAACUGAACUCUUAUCAACCGACAACAGAGAGUUUCCAUUCUGUUAAUUCUGCAGAAUUUAGUAUUAAUGGAGAUGGGGUGUGGAUCAUGGCACCUUAGGUUCUUGGUUCUCUGGCAGUAAUUCCCCGUGAUCAAUGAGGGCUAGGCGCCUUUGAAGAGCUGGAGAUUGUCACGUUGACAUGGAUUUUGUGCCUUAACUCUCACUUUGGUGUUUAGGGACAUGGUAUGCGUGGUAUGGGGGAAACUGUCCAUAUGCCAUUUCCAUUUGAUGAAACAGAACUGCAAGGAGGUAACUCAUGUUUUCUUGUACUGGCAUUCUCCGCUCAGAGACAAUUUGUGCGUGAUUGAACCCUCAAAACCGCACCUUGCUGCUCACAGGAACUAAAGGGUAACAAGGAAAGGGGGAAAUUGGCAAGUUUCUGUCCAGGAUUUCAGGCAUUUCCCAUCGCCUGCUGGCUGGAGACGCUGGGGAUUGAACCUGCGAAACACAUGCACGCAAAGCAUGUUUCUCUGCCACAAAGCUAUAGUCCUCCACUUUGCUUUUGGCUUAGUGGGUAUCAGACUUGUAUGUUGCUGUGAGAAUUUAAUCACUACCUUUUGAAUGAUAUUUUGGUUAGGAAUAAUGUAACUGAUAAUACACUUUCCCAGCCUGCCCACCCCCCCAAUAAAACAUGAUGCAGACAUGAAAGCCACUGAUCAUUGUUGUCAAUUAACAAUGAUUCCAAAAGCUUGCUUCCCCAUUCCCACUCCCUUGCACUGUUCUGCAUUUUCUUUCUUUGUGGGGAAGUAAAGGGAGGGGGACUUGCUGUUUUGCUAGAUUUCUUUGCCACUGCAAUCUCUAAUCUUUUUAAAACUGGUGGCUGCAGUGAUGCAACCUUUUUUCUUCUUUUCUUUUCUUUUCGCUUAGUAAAAUUGCCAUUUGACGUGUUUUUCCCCUUUGUUUGUGUUUAGAUUUUUCUCGUCUCAACAUGGGUGUUCACAAAGCGUUGAGGAUAUUAAGGGAAAAGAUGGAUUUGCAGCACUUCUGCGGCUACGUAACCAUGUUGAACCCUUUCAGCCACCACGUGCACAGGAAGCUGAGUGAUGCUUCUGAUGGAAAAGGUUGGUCAGCAGUAAAACUUGGUUGUCAGAUGUGGAGGCUUCUAGCAUUUGGAUCUGUGCCGAGUUCCUUGCGUGCAGUGAAUGAAAGGUGGUGGAAGGGAAGCAAGCCAUACUGAGCAUCCGCUAGGAAGCUUGGAGCUAAGGGGGUGGAUUCCUGAAUCCCACACCUUUUAUUUUCCCAAAAAUUUUUAUUCAUUUUAUAACACAACUAAACAACACAAACAGAAAAACAAACAAUACAAGUCCCCCCCCCAUCUGAUUUUCAUUUUACCUCAUCUUUAGCAGUUUACAUAUAUCAUAAUUUUUAACCAUUUUUUUUAUCAAGCUUACUUUUACCAUAAAAAUCUUCACAUGUUAUCACUUACAAAUAAUACUGUUUUAAAACACACUAUCUUCUACUUCUAACCCUGCAGUUUAUAUCCACUUCCAAAGCUAUUCUAAGAUUUAAAUAUUAACUUUUUUUUUUCCAAAUAUUCUUUAAACUUCUUCCAAUCUUCUUCCACCGUCUCUUCUCUCUGGUCUCGGAGUCUCCCAGUCAGUUCCGCAAGUUCCAUAUAGUCCAUCAUCUUCAUCUGCCAUUCUUCGAUAGUUGGUAGAUCUUGUUUCUUCCAGUUCUUCGCUAGUAAUAUUCUUGCAGCUGUUGUGGCAUACAGAAAAAAAGUAACAUCCUUUUUGGGGAUUUCACCCCCCACUAUACCAAGUAAAAAGGGUUCUGGUUUCUUAAUAAAUGUGUUUUUCAACACUUUUUUCAAUUCGUUAUAAAUCCUUCCCCAGAAGUCUUUUACCUUGGGGCACGUCCACCACAUGUGGUAAAAGGUUCCUUCUUUUUCCUUACAUUUCCAUUAUUUAUUAUCAUGAGUAUGAUACAUUUUUGCUAACUUCACUGGUGUUAAGUACCAUCUGUACAUCAUUUUCAUCAGAUUUUCUCUUAAUACAUUACAUGCUGUAAAUUUAAUUCCUUUUUUCCACAAUUUCUCCCAAUCCACCAUCAUAAUAUUGUGAAUCCCACACCUUCAAGGGUUAUGCUAAAAGGAAGCAUCCUGCGCAUGGCCAGAUACCAGAUAAUGCCAAGAAUGUUCGUAAUAGAGAAGCCAUUGGGGAUGUGAAUGCACAGGGUAUAACUGAGCAAUACUGUCUGCUCGGAUGUAAAUGGGAACAAAGCAGACUUGAGGGACCCUCCAGAGCAGAUUUUGAAGGCGCAGGUGGGAGGAGGGAAGGUGAAUUCCUGAUGUGUGAGCUUGUGCAGCGCUGUGUUCCGUCCAGAGCUGCUGGAUCAUAACAGCUGUUGCUCAUGAAUAUAGCUUAAAUGGCUUGUGUGUUUUUUUGCUCUAAGGCGAGCCAGAGCUGGCACUUGGCUCGGAUGUAAAUGGGAGCACGGAAUCAUUUGAAAUGGUCAUUGAAGAGCCACCCAUGGAUUCGGCAGCUAAGCAAAGUCCCGAAGGUAAUCCUUUUUAAAAAAUAAAAUAAAGGGUUUAAUUUGUUACUGGGAAGAUAGUGCUGGCUGGGGCAGAUAAGCUGCAGUCCAAAUUCCACAUUGCCUCAUCUCUGUAUCUGUUCAGUUCCCACAACAGAGCAGGAGUGGGUCCCCCUGGAAUUGUGCUUUGGAAUUCCACUCUUCAGCUCCGAGUUAAACCGGAAAGUCUGCCGGAAAAUCGCAAGCCACGGACUGUGUAGCAGAGAGAGGUGAGGACUUGCUGGGACCUAAACUGUUUGCCUGCAGAUCUUUCAGCAGAGGUAGAAAUGAAGCAGUUAAGUGUUCAACUUGCACAUGGAUCCCAUGGACUACUUGUUUGACAUUGUAUAUGUUUUCUGAUCUUUUGACAGCCUUCAAAAACUGUUACAUUCCAGUAGAAAACUUUCUCUACAGGUCCUUAGCUUUGUUCAUUCAUUCCAGGUAAAUAUAUAUUGUUUAAAAAUUGCAUAUGCAUUAAUAUUUACAUAGAAGUUCCUUUUUGACGUAAACGCAUUGCAAACUUGCAUUUCUCGAUGUUCUUUUUAACUGAUGUAAUGCUAAAGGGUGCUUGCUGAAUGAGACAAGGAAAAACAUCUGUCUGGUUCUGUAGCUUUAUUCUCCAUACCUUCCUGGACAAUGUUGUGGGUUUGUUUCAUGACUUUGUACCUAGUUGCACGUUUUCUCAACCUGAAGGCCACCAGGACCACUGGUGUUAUCACACCUCUUUUCUGACAGACUUGCAUCCACAUAGUGCCUCCUCUGCUACCUCGGUCUGUCCUGCCUGCUAGCCUGGUUUCUCUAAAGGGCCUUAAUCUCUACUUGACAUAGCAGUGGUGACAUAGUAGUUGCAGGAUCCUAGGCUUUAAGAAGCCCUUUCUGACACCAAAAGCCUCUGGGCAUGUGCCAAGCGUCACAGCUCCACUACCUCCUAUAAAUUUGGCAAGGGGAUAAGAGAAUGGAGAAAGGAAAAAGGAAAGGAUGGGAAUUGUCCUGGGUCCUUUGGCCAUUAAAGAGGAAGCUGUUUGGUUAAUAAAAGAUAAGCCAACCAAGGCUUACUAGGUUUGUGAAUACUAGCAAGACCCCUGCCUCUGCUCAUCAAGAGUCAAAAUUGCUAAAGGACCCCUGGCACUGGCACCUCCUGUUGUCAAGGACAUCUGAAGGCAUAUAGGGAAAUGUUUAAUGUUUUAUUAUGUUUUUAUAUAUGUUGUAAGCUGCCCAGAGUGGCUAGGGCAUGGGUAGGCAAACUAAGGCCUGGGGGCCAGAUCCGGCCCAAUCACCUUCUAAAUCCGGCCCACGGAUGGUCCAGGAAUCAGUGUGUUUUCACAUGAGUACAAUGUGUCCUUUUAUUUAAACUGCAUCUCUGGGUUAUUUGUGGGGCAUAGGAGUUUGUUCAUUACCCCCCCCCAAAAAAAAUAUAUAGUCUGGCCCCCCACAAGGUCUGAGGGACAGUGGACCGGCCCCCUGCUGAAAAAGUUUGCUGAUCCCUGGGCUAGGGCAACCCAGUCACAUGGGUGGGGAAUAAUAGGAAUAAUAAUAUGCAGUAGCCAAUCGAGAAUUUGGGACUGUGAGUCACUUGUUUGGCAAAAACGAAUGCCAACCGGUAAUCCUACUGAAGCAUGUUUCCCUCUUUCCCUCAUCAGGAAAGCAUUUCAACUAUGGAAUUACUUUCAGAAGCCAGUUUCUCCUCUUCCUCCUCUUCUACUUCAAGUUUACUUUCCCACCCAUCCUCUGCCGACGCAGGCGUUCCCCUUCCAGCCAAGAACCUGAUGUUCAAGGACGGUACAUUGUCAGAGUGGAACGGGCGGUCUCCUUCCUCUGUCCUUAUUGCAACUGUGCCACCCGAACACCUGAAAUAGCUCGAGGGGUUCGCCCUGGCGUGGUUCACAUUUUGCCUUUUCCUUCCGGGUGACCAACUGCAUUCGACUUACAGUGCCAACCUCCCCGGAAGUGUACUGCUACCCACAGCAUGACCUCUGCAACAAUAGUGUUAUCAAAGUGUGUAGUGCUGCACUUUUAACCUGGGGGAGAUGCAUCCUCUCUCGCCUACCUGUUCAUUACUGCAUGUCAUGCUUCAACAAAAAGCUUCUUAGUUGUCAAGCCUGCCUCUCUUUUUAUCUCAAGACAAUCGAUCUUUCUUUUAUAACUGAAAGCGCCCUUCGUAGGCUUUCUGAUGUUUGAAUUUCUAUACUGUCACAGUAGAUAAUAGUAAUUUUAUACGUUUGUGGUGCAGACCGUAAACUUGCUUUUUUUUUUUUUUUAAUCGUAAUAACACACAACAGUUAAUAGCUUUUGGCAUUAGAAAGGCACAAGUUGUAUUAAAAUAGUUUAACAAAAGUAUCAGUGACUGAUGGGAGAGAGGGGGACGGCAGGGUUCUACCGCUGACGUACUUAAUAAUUAACUAUUAACUACCUGAUUAAAAAGGAUAGUUAGGAGGUAGUCACAUCAGUCUGCUGAUGAUGCUUUGUAAAUGAUUUUAAUCUGAAGCUUAAAAGCACCUACAGAAGCGUCAUAGGAAAACUUAGAGAGAUGGGAGUAAUAUUUUUUUUCGUCCUUGGUGGAACCUUGCAGUUUGAUGGGAUUACACCAGUGUUAAAUGUGGUGCUGUCUGUACGGAGAAGUUCUUGUUGAUGAUACACUUUAUUUUAUCCAGCUUCCUUUGUUGGCACAGUAGACUGGAAGGGUGAGGGCAGGAAUUGAGAACCUUUUGCUCUUGCCUCCUUUUGUCCAAAGCUAGUUGAGAGCCUACUCUGCACAGCCACUUCAUGAUGCGGUAGCUUUACAAAAAAUCUCGACCUGUGAUGGCUUUCAUCCCAUAACAAGCCAGAUGUGUGAAUCCACUGCCAUGUCUGGAAUUCGGUGUCUUGACUUGCCACUUCUGCCCCAAGACCGAAUCUGCACGUGGCAGUGACUUCCCAUAAAGUUUCGAGCACGCCUUACAGAGGAAUGUGUUUGUGUGAAUAGGUUCUAAGCAGGCGGCGACACAGAAUGGUUGAUCUGCUUUGGAGAACACUGGGUGAAACCCACGAAAUAUUUGCACUGCGUAGCAUCUGUUCCAUGCUGCGGAAGCUGCGUUUCUUAUAACCAGUGGGCUCUUCCCUCUGAUGACUGACGUGGUUACUGGAGAAAGGAAUUGAACGCCCAGAAUCAGGCCAGGCUCACAUUGAGCCUCUCCUCUUCCACGUAGGAAUAGACAAAAACUAACAGAGCUGUAACUGUAAGCAAGCCUGGUCUCUCACUGGAAGAAACUGGGCACAAUCUACUGGGAAGUUUCCUAUGCCCCAUAACAGGCCCAGCCGGGGAAAUGCUCUUUUGCAACUCCCACUUGCUCAGUUGGGCUUCUGCGGGAAAACUUUGCAGUGGAUCGUGGCCAUACCUGGGGGAUGGCGGGUGUUUCAUCAUGAAAAUAAUGUUAAUUGGAGGUUUCAUUUCAAUCCUUUCUAGAUUUUAUCAAGGCUCCCUUCCUCGGAAGGCAAGAGAAAUGUAUGCAGUGUUGUGUAACAGUUAUAUUCGCGUAGUUUAUACAGAAACUGUCCUGUGGUUCUUCUAGUUUCAGGGUCUUCUCAACAGCUGCGAAAUGUUGAAAGGGAGGGGGGAAAGCAGCUGUGAAAAGUUAAGAAUAAGAACCUUUGGUAUAAAAAUCAUUGUGGUCCAAAAUGUUUGAUAUCAGGGCUUUGGGGGGGGAAGGUGGUUAGUUAUUUGCUUUACUGGAGUAGCAGUUCUGGGACUGUUGUUUUUUAAUGCACAUCAGCAGGGAUGUUUUGGGGACCAAGAACCCAGAAAGCAACUAAGUCACAUUCAUAAACAGAUUGCAGUAUUUAGCUCCUCUCUUCUUCUUUGCCUUUUCUUAAAAAAAAAUACAGAGCAAUGGCACAGGAUUUAUUGGGCAUAUUUUGAAACUGGGGGGAAAUGUAGAAAAAUGACCUUGCAUUCUUAUGGUUGGAAAUUGAAUCUCCUCCUCCCCACCAGCCAUUUCCCCUUAUUAUUAUUUUUACACAAUAUUUCUGGAAGUGAAGGUUUCCCUUUCAUUUGAAAAGCGGGAAUGAAUAAGAAUUUGCACAGAUAGUAAGGUUUUUAGCCAUCUCUCACUUUUUUUCUGCCUUUCCUGCACCUGCAACAAGUGGGCGGGGGGGAAUGGGACUCUGAGGCUGCAUGCAACGCAGAGCAUCGCUUGAUGAAGUAGUUUAGCGUGCACAUGAGCACCUCGUUGACUUAUUUUUUUAAAAAAAGUUUCAGCUCAGCCAUCAUACUGGAAAUAGAGCAGUGGUUGUUUUUCUCGCCUUCUAACAAAAGGAAAGGUGGGUUUGGGAUGGGUGAUCUCUAGGGCUCUCAAAUGAUCAAUCAAAACAGAAGGACACGAGCCUGACUUUCUGCUGCCUUGCAUCUGAUAGUCGCUUGAUAUGCGGAAUCAGCAGGCUGAAGACUUCCACAGCAGAAGCAUCUCUUCGCCUGCUAAUGUUAGCAUAUCAAGCUACCAUUGGAAGCCACAAGAGCAGAAAUCAGUAAAUCAGUUGGCAAUCUUCAAAGCUGAUCUGUUUUAAAGAAACGACAUGUGUAUUGCAACUACAACAUUCCAACCCCCCGUGGAAAUGCAAGUAAGACAGAAUUAAGUUGGUUUCCCACCCCUGGGAACUAUCCUAAGAGGAACUGUUUUGCGUACCACCUGCCCAGCUGUUAAAUCUGCACAUGAUGCAAGAGAUCCAUUGGUUGGAUCUACUAACACCUUUUUAUUUUAUUUUUGCUUUUACUUUAAAGCAGCCACUGGGGCCUCCAAAUAUGAUGAGAGAGCGGUAGUUGGGUGGUUAACUCACCUAUGCCAUUUUCCAAGUCUCAGUUGCCCCCCAGCAAGCAAAAAAAAAGUAGCUUCAGGGCCAUUUUUAGAUCAGUAGUUUGGAGCGUGUGAAGAUUAAACACCUCUACCAUGACUGCCACUGUUGUGAUGAAAAUUUGGGCAGUUCCAACCCCGCAGCUAGUUUUAAAAAGAGCAAAGCGCUAGGAGAUCCAGGGAUCCCCCACAUCACAUAGUGUUUAAACUUGGAAUGAAAGUUCUAAUUAGUGGAGCAGGGAGGCCUUAAUGAAAACGAUGCCGUAGCAUAGCUUUGUAACGCUGAUAGUGUUCUGUUUUGUGUAAACCAUAAUGUGGAAUGGCAUGCUGGGUCAAGGCUCAUCUGGAAAUCCCAAGCAUUCUGGAGCCUUAUCUCUACUGUUCUAAGAGAUGAGCUGAAAUCCCCCUAAGGGUCAACUUGAAUAAACUUGCCUAUUUUGUUCCCCAGCCCCAAGGCAUCAUUUGACCCCUCUCCUCUUUUCCGUGCAACUAUAAUCUUCAAACCUCACUUAAAGCCAGUGGCGUGAGUGCCGCCAUCUUGGAUGCUGGCCUGGCUAGACGGCUUUAAGCCCAAGAUGGAAAACUCAGUGGCAAUGCCUUUGCUGCUGAUGCCAUCACAGCCUGCAUAAGAGUCCUGAAAGGUGAAUCUUAAAUAGGGUAUGCGGGUGGUUGUUAAAAAGUGUCCGUAAUGGCUAUGUGCCAUGGGUGGUUUGAGCGGGGUGGGUCAGUAACGACAUAUCUGAAUUACUUAUAAGUACUGUGAACAAAGACUACAACUUUAUGCAACCAAAAAAAAAAUUUUUUUUUAAUCUGUCGAGCUUAAUCCUUUAUUUUUUUCCCCCACCAGCUUUUUCCUUGUCAAAAAUCAAGUUUGCGACGUUUUAGGCCUUAACAUUUCAUUAUUCAUCUAUGUGUGCUUCAUGACUAAGAUGUAUUUUGCUGCUUGAAUCUGGGAAUAAAUGAGACAUCUAUAAAUAGUAUUUUUAACUGGACUUCCCUUGGGAGCCUUUUUCAAGGCAGUUUCACUGGGAUUAUCCCUUUUUUUUCUAUGUAUAUAUGUUAAUCUUUUCCAUUCCGUCCCCUCCCAACUUCCCAGCAGUUUGAAUUCUUUAUUUCCACAGUGCACUUAUAAUUCAUUGUACUCCAGUGUUUCCGAUACUAUUUUGAAGGUUUUAAAAGCGUGGGAGUCCAGCAGCCCUAAAUGCAACGCGGUUGCUUUGUUCCGACGUAGUCGAUAGUAUACAGUGAACUGUACAAAAACCUGGUAUUUGAUUAAAUUAUUGGAAUAUGUAACAUAAAUGUUUACAAAUAAAACUGUGUUGCUGGUCAGGAC